GUGAUCGCGUGGGGAGGUGCCGUGAGCUGGUUGCGGCUGCGCAGAACCGGGGCCAUGGGGAAGAAGAAAGGUGGUGGGAGCCUGGGCAGAGCCAUCAUUAAAGACAAGAAUCAGUCCGGCAGGAAACUGCGGAAAGCUGACUGUUGGCUUCACACAAGCGAACUGAAUGAUGGAUAUAACUGGGGUCGGCUUAACCUACAAUCUGUAACAGAACAAAGCACUUUAGAUGAAUUCCUGGCAACUGCAGAAUUGGCAGGCACAGAGUUUGUAGCUGAGAAGCUGAAUGUCAAGAUUAUUUCUGCUGAAGACAGAAGUGGUUUGCUAACAACUGAGGAAAGCAAAAAGAUUAAGAAGCUCCAAGAAGAGAACAAGCAGUUUCUAUGCAUCCCCAGAAGACCUUAUUGGGAUGAGAAUACAGCAGCUGAAGAACUGCAACAGGCAGAAAGGGAAAGCUUCCUGGAAUGGAGACGACAGCUGGCUCAGCUGGAAGAAGACCGGAACCUGAUCCUGACUCCAUUUGAAAGGAAUUUGGACUUUUGGCGUCAACUAUGGAGAGUGAUUGAAAGAAGUGAUAUCAUUGUUCAGAUUGUUGAUGCUAGAAACCCACUCCUUUUCCGGUGUGAAGACUUGGAGUGCUAUGUGAAGGAGGUCCAGAAGGAUAAAGACAACAUGAUCCUGCUGAAUAAAGCUGAUCUCUUGACACGUGAGCAGCGAAGAGCCUGGGCAAGGUAUUUUGAUAAAGAAGGUGUGCAGGUCGUUUUCUGGUCAGCCACUGCAGAAGGGGAAAGGUUAGAUGCUGAAGCAAAGGGGGAAGAACCAGAGAAAGAAAGAAGUGAAGAGAGUGAAGGUGAAACUGAAGGCUCAAGAGAACCUUGCAGCCAGUUUGAUCCUCGAGAAGGCUUGUGGCCUACUUUUGACACAGAUGUAGAUGACUCUACUGAAUAUGAAGAUUGUGAAGAUGAUGAAUUUUGGGAAACUUGUUCAGAAGAUGAGAAGACAAAUAAUAUAAGCCAGUCUGAUAAUGGGAGUUUGACUGGCCUUGCUAAUUUAAAUCUUACCUCCACUGAUGGCUAUGUGGACUACAGCAGUGAUAAUGAUAGGACUGCAUGUGCUUCAACCUCCAAUACAACACAGUUUACAAAAAAAUGCAUCAGGAACCCGAGCCAUCUGAUGCAGCGAAAUGAACUUUUGGAGAUUUUUAAAACUUUGCACAAAGGAAAUCGUGUAAAGGAUGAUGAAAUCACAGUGGGAUUAGUGGGCUAUCCAAAUGUAGGCAAAAGUUCAACAAUCAAUACUAUUCUUCAAAAUAAAAAAGUUUCUGUAUCUGCAACUCCAGGUCAUACAAAACACUUCCAGACAUUAUAUGUAGAGCCAGGUUUAUGCUUGUGUGACUGUCCGGGCCUUGUGAUGCCAUCUUUUGUCUCUACCAAAGCAGAAAUGGUCUGUAGUGGAAUUUUGCCCAUAGACCAGAUGAGAGACCAUGUGCCACCAGUUUCUUUAGUCUGCCAGCAUAUUCCAAGGCACGUUUUGGAAGCCAUAUAUGGAAUUAAUAUCAUCCGACCCAGAGAGGAUGAAGAUCCAGAUAGACAACCUACUUCUGAGGAAUUAUUAACUGCCUAUGGAUACAUGAGAGGUUUUAUGACUGCACAUGGACAACCAGAUCAACCUAGGACAGCUCGAUAUAUUUUGAAGGAUUAUGUAACAGGCAAGCUAUUAUACUGCCAUUCUCCACCUGGCAUUGAUCCUGCUCAUUUCCAAUUCCAGCAUGCUAACUUUGAAGAAUGUGCUGUUUCAGGUGACAAGAAUGGUUCACGGCUCAAAGAGAAGCAACAUAAAGUGAAACGAAUUGAAAAUUAUGUGGACAAAAGCUUCUUUCAUCAGGAGAAUAUACGUGCCUUGACAAAAGGAGUUCAAACAGCAAUGGGAUUAAAGCUUGGCAUUAACCCAAUCCCGAUGACUGGAACCAGCGUGGAAAAUGUGGCAGGGAAAGCAUGGAAAAAGCAUGGCAACAGGAAAAAGAAGGAAAAAUUACGGAAACUUUGUAAACACCUGGAUGGGUGAACUUCACUUGCUAUCAUCGGGAUAUGGGCAGUUGCCCUAAUUAACGGAAUAUAAUAUGGGCAGUAGGUAAUGGGAAUAUAUGCAGCAGGUCAUGAGAAAUAGUAAUGAAUGUGUUAUGCAAUACAUGCUGAGCAAAUGAAAUGGCAAUCUUAUGAAAUGUUUGAAGUAAUUCAUUGUGAUUCAUUUGGGAUUUCCAGUUCAUUUUGUAUGCAGAAUUUGUUACAAUAUAAUUUUUUAACCUUUUCCAUGGAUGUGAAUAAAUGAUUUUCCUGUUGAAAUACUGCAGUAAAAGAAUACAAAAUAAA
Carcharodon carcharias (great white shark) is the source of this 2366-nucleotide messenger RNA. RefSeq names its product large 60S subunit nuclear export GTPase 1 (gene lsg1). The record is from RefSeq and is a predicted model, not a curated record. Lineage: Eukaryota; Metazoa; Chordata; Chondrichthyes; Lamniformes; Lamnidae. Gene Ontology annotation, molecular function: GTP binding; GTPase activity. The transcript is spliced from 14 exons. Gene Ontology annotation, cellular component: cytosol. Bases 55 to 2061 code for a protein of 668 amino acids. Gene Ontology annotation, biological process: ribosomal subunit export from nucleus.